ACAUUUCAGUACAUGUAAAUACCAUAGACAGUAGUAUAACAGAAUAUACUCUCAUUUCUAAAGGAGGCGUCCGUGUAGUCAUCAGUCUCCGGGUCCCAAAUACAUCUCUGCCCACAUUUUACACCUGCGCCCUUCAUUUCUAUUAUUGUCGUUUGUACUACGAUCUUGUACCUCUUCAUAUCAAGUUCCUGUACUCUCUGUCGUAUUGCAUUGGCUAUCACCUUGACCCAUUUCACAGCCUGGUCGGACCUAUACUGGCGACCCGUCAGCUGUUCGUGCAUUAUAGUCAGUAUUAUCUCCUUUACGUUGGCCGCUUGGAAUUUUUCGCCAAGACCUGGGCGUACUUCAUACUUAGGUGGCGCUAAAGCUUUUUCAAUAGAUGGACUUAUUGUUUCUUGGACGUCUACUUCACGCUCUACUGCAACUUCAGUUUCUUCUUCAAUAUCAUCUUCAUCAUCUGCCAUGGUGGAUAAUUCAGUUUGUAACAGGAAUACAAUUUUCUUAAAAGUACUUCACAAAAGGACUUUGUUCUAAAAUAUAAAAUCAAAUUCUCAUAGAAUAUUUUCGGCGUAAGCGUUCAACGUUGCUAUGACAACCAAAC
Spodoptera exigua (beet armyworm) is the source of this 601-nucleotide messenger RNA. The record is from the annotation of a GenBank genome assembly. NCBI's taxonomy places the organism in Eukaryota, Metazoa, Arthropoda, Insecta, Lepidoptera, Noctuidae.